Molecule: messenger RNA, 878 nt
Organism: Brassica napus (rape)
Lineage: Eukaryota; Viridiplantae; Streptophyta; Magnoliopsida; Brassicales; Brassicaceae
Product: G patch domain-containing protein 11
Exons: 4
Coding region: 52-861 (269 amino acids)
Cellular component (GO): kinetochore
Molecular function (GO): nucleic acid binding
Source: RefSeq, a predicted model, not a curated record
CUCUUCUCUCUUUGUGUGUCCCGUCCUCUCUGACAAGCUCCGUCGUCGGCGAUGGCAGAUUCGACGAGAAACCUGACUGGGCUCGGCGGGGAAGCAUCGAAACACGAAGAAGAAGAGGACGAUGAUUACAUGGGAGACCUCUCUCAGUUCAUUCCACCUGAACUUACCCAGACUUCCAAAAGAAAGGAAUCUGAAAAGAAAACUGUAGCGGUUGAACCAUCUCGUAAGAAGCUAAAGAAUCUCCCUUGGCACGAACGGCGAAGGUUGGAGAAAGAGAGGAAGCAAAUAGAAGAAGAUGCACAGACAUUGGCUCGUAUAGAAGACACUCCCAUUGGAGAGUCUAACGUUGGGUUCAAGCUGUUGAAGCAAAUGGGUUACAAGCCAGGCUCUGCUCUUGGUAAACAAGGGUCAGGUAGAGCUGAGCCAGUGACCAUGGAUAUUCGAAGAUCCAGGGCCGGUGUGGGGAGAGAGGAUCCACAUAAGGAGAAGAAGAAGAGAGAAGAGGUUGAGGCGGAGAAUGCGAAGAGAAAAGUUGAGGAAAUGUUGGAGGAUUUUGGGGAUAGGCAGAAGUCUCAGUGGCGUAAUAAGAGGGUUGUGAUUAACUUUAAGAAGGCUAAGGCGGCUCUUGAUCAGCUUGAGAAUGUUGAAGUUGUUCCGGAGAAGAAAAAGGAGGAAGGUGAAGAUGGUAAGGUUGGUGAUGAAGAGGAAGAAGAAGAGGAGGUGAUCACUGAAGAGGAUUUGGAGGAGGUAUUAAUGAAACUGAGGGAUGAACAUCGGUAUUGCCCUUUUUGCGGGUUCCAGUAUGAAACGAGUGAAGCUCUUCUUUCCAAUUGCCCUGGCGUUAAUGAGGAUGAUCACUAGAUAAGUCACAUGUAGGU